Molecule: messenger RNA, 6410 nt
Organism: Diceros bicornis minor
Lineage: Eukaryota; Metazoa; Chordata; Mammalia; Perissodactyla; Rhinocerotidae
Gene: ITGAL
Product: integrin subunit alpha L
Exons: 31
Coding region: 140-3655 (1171 amino acids)
Biological process (GO): cell adhesion mediated by integrin; cell-cell adhesion; integrin-mediated signaling pathway
Cellular component (GO): external side of plasma membrane; integrin complex
Molecular function (GO): integrin binding
Source: RefSeq, a predicted model, not a curated record
GGCGCCUCUGUGAGAAAGUUCCACUGCAAGAGGCCCUGGAGCAUUAUCAUUUCUCUCUUUCACCCUGUCUAGGUUGCCAGCAAAUCUCGAGGGCCCUCUGAGGCUGAGCCGGGGCUGGGUCCCUCCAGCCGCUUGAAAGAUGAACACCUGCAUCAUCAUAAUGAGGCUGCUGCUGUCUGGGCCUUUUCUCUUUGCCCCGGCCUCCAGCUACAACCUGGACGUGAGGCACGUGCAAAACUUCUCCUUCCCAGACGCCGGGAGGCAUUUUGGGUACCGUGUCCUGCAGGUUGGAAACGGGGUUGUCGUGGGAGCUCCGGGUGAGGGGACCAGCACUGGAAACCUCUAUCAGUGCCAGCCAGGCACUGGACACUGCCUGCUCGUCAGCCUGAGUGGUUCCAACUAUACCUCCAAGUACUUGGGAAUGACCUUGGCGACAGACCCCACAAGUGGAAGACUUUUGGCCUGUGACCCUGGGCUGUCUCGGACGUGUGACCAGAAUAUGUAUCUAAGUGGCCUGUGUUACCUCUUCAGCCAGGAUCUGAGGGGUCCUGUGCUACAAGGCCGCCCUGGUUAUCAGGAAUGUAUAAAGGGCAACGUAGACCUAGUAUUUCUAUUUGAUGGUUCAAGGAGCUUGCAGCAAGAUGAAUUUCAGAAAAUUCUGGACUUCAUGAAGGAUGUGAUGAAGAAACUUAGCAACUCUUCCUACCAGUUCGCUGCUGUUCAGUUUUCCACGACCUGCCGAACAGAAUUUAAUUUCUUGGAUUAUGUUAAGCUGAAGGACCCUAAUGUUCUGCUGGCCAAAGUAACCCACAUGAGCCAGUUGACCAACACGUUUACUGCCAUCAACUAUGUCGCGACAAAGGUGUUCCAGCAAGACCAGGGGGCCCGGCCAGAUGCCACCAAAGUGCUUAUCAUCAUCACUGACGGAGAAGCCACUGACAGUGGCAACAUUGGCGCGGCUGAAGACAUCAUUCGCUACAUCAUUGGGAUUGGAAAGUACUUCCAGACCAAGGAAAGUAAGGAGGCACUUCACAAAUUUGCCUCAAAACCCACGCAGGACUUUGUAAAGAUUCUAAACACAUUUGAGAAGCUGAAAGACCUAUUCACUGAGCUGCAAAGGAAGAUCUAUGUCAUUGAGGGCACAAGCAGACAGGACCUGACUUCCUUCAACAUGGAGCUGUCCUCCAGUGGGAUCAGUGCUGACCUCAACAAAGACCAUGGCAUCGUGGGUGCAGUUGGAGCCAAGGACUGGGCUGGAGGCUUUCUAGACCUGAAGGAAGACCUAGAGGAUGAUACGUUUGUUGGGAAUGAACCACUGACACCAGAAGUGAGAGCAGGCUAUUUGGGUUACACAGUGACCUGGCUGUCCUCCCAAGGGUUCCCAUCACUGCUGGCAGCUGGAGCCCCCCGAUACCAGCAUGUGGGGCAGGUUCUGCUGUUCCGAGAGCUGGAAGGCAGAGGACACUGGAGCCAAAUCCAGAAAAUAGAGGGGGUCCAGAUUGGCUCUUAUUUUGGUGGAGAGCUGUGUGGCGUUGAUAUGGACCAAGAUGGGGAGACAGAGCUGCUGCUGAUUGGAGCUCCUCUGUUUUAUGGGGAGCAGAGAGGAGGCCGAGUGUUUGUCUACCAGAGAAAACAGCUGGAGUUUGAAGUGGUCUCAGAACUGCAGGGGGAUCCUGGCUACCCCCUUGGGCGAUUUGGAGCAGCCAUCACUGCCCUGACAGACAUCAACGGGGAUGAGCUGAUGGACGUGGCUGUGGGAGCCCCUCUGGAGGAGCAGGGGGCUGUGUACAUCUUCAAUGGGCGGCAUGGUGGGCUGAGCCCCCGGCCAAGUCAGCGGAUAGAAGGGACCCGGGUGUCCUCAGGAAUUCGAUGGUUUGGACGCUCCAUCCACGGGGUGAAGGACCUUGGAGAGGAUGGCCUGGCAGAUGUGGCUGUGGGGGCUGAGGGUCAGGUGAUCGUGCUGAGCGCACGGCCUGUGGUGGAUAUCAUCACUCAGAUGUCCUUCACCCCGGCCGAGAUCCCAGUGCAUGAAGUGGAGUGCUCCUAUUCAACCAGUGACAAGAAGAAGGAAGGAGUUAACAUCACAGUCUGUUUCCAGGUCAAGUCUCUCACCUCCCAAUUCAAAGGGCCCCUGGUUGCCAACCUCACUUACACUCUGCAGCUGGAUGGCCAUCGGCCCAGAAGCCGGGGGUUGUUUCCCGGAGGGAGACAUGAACUCAGCGGGAACACAGCUGUCACGGACGUCAUGUCCUGCACUGGGUUUUGGUUCCACUUCCCGGUAUGCAUUCAAGACCUCAUCUCUCCCAUCAACGUCUCCGUAAAUUUCUCUCUCUGGGAGGAAGAAGGGACACUGAGGGACCAAAGGGAGCAGGACCAGGACAUACAGCCCAUCCUGAGACCCUCAGCACACUCGGAGACCAGGGAGAUCCCUUUUGAGAAGAACUGCGGAGAGGACAAGAAAUGUGAAGCAAACCUGAAGGUGUCCUUCUCCCAUGAAAGAUCCAGAGUCCUGCGUCUGACCCCCUCUGCCAGCCUCUCUGUGGAGCUGACACUGAAUAACUCAGGAGAAGACGCUUACUGGGUCCGGCUUGGCCUGAAAUACUCCGGGGGACUGUCCUUCCGCAAAGUGGAGAUGCUCAAGCCUCACAGCCAGAUACCUGUGAGCUGCGAGGAGCUGCCCGAGGAACCCAACCUUCUGACCAGGACCCUCUCUUGCAAUGUGAGCUCUCCCAUCUUUAGAACAGGCAGUUUGGUUGUUAUCCAGGUGAUGUUUCAUACGCUGCUGAACAGCUCCUGGGGGGACUUUGUCGAGCUGCACGCCGAUGUGAGCUGUGAAAAUGAGGACUCAGGCCUCCUGAUGGACAACUCGGCAACCACCAGCGUCCCAGUCCUGUACCCCAUCAACAUCUUGACUGAGGACCAAGAAGACUCCACACUCUAUAUCAGUUUCACCACCAAGGGUCCCAAGAUCCAGCACGUCAAGCACAUCUACCAGGUGAGGAUUCAGCAUUCUGUCCAUGACCGCAACCUGCCCACCCUGGAGGCCGUGAUUGGGGUACCACGAGUUCACAGUGAGGGGCCCAUCAGGUACAACUGGAGUGUGCAGAUGGAGCCUCCUGUCAACUGCCAUCGUAAGGAUCUGGAGAGGCCACCCAGUGUGGCUGAGUCCCCUCAGCCUUGUUUGCCUGGAGCCGAGUUCCACUGCCCAGUUGUCUUCAAGCAAGAGAUCCUCGUCCAAGUGAUCGGGACUGUGGAGCUGGUGGGGGAGAUCGAGGCCUCCUCCAUGUUCAGCCUCUGCAGCUCUCUCUCCAUCUCCUUCAACAGCAGCAAGCAUUUCCACCUCUAUGGCAGCAAUGCCUCUCUGGCCCAGGUCAUCAUGAAGGUUGAUGUUGUAUAUGAGAAGGAAAUGCUCUAUCUCUACCUGCUGAGCAGCAUCGGGGGACUGUUGCUGCUGUUGCUGAUUUUCUGGGUGCUCUACAAGGUUGGCUUCUUCAAACGGAACCUGAAGGAGAAGAUGGAGGCUGACGUAGAUGCCUCAAAUGGAAUCCCUGCAGAAAACUCUGAGCAGCCAGCGUCUGGGGAAGAGGCUGUGGAUCCUGGCUGCCUGGAUCCCCUCCGUGACGAGGAGGCCCAGGAUGGAGGUGGCAAAGACUGAGGCCCAGGCCUGAUGCAGAGGGUCCAGGACUGGACUUGGGAUGCCUGGUGCCAGUCUGCCUCUACCUGCAUUUCACUGUGUGUCUUCGGGCAAGUCACUGCCCCUCCCUAGGCCUGUUUUCCUAUCUUGGAUAUGGAGCUCAUUCCUGCCCGCCUCCUUUUGCAGGCUCGUGGUGAGGAUCCACUGACGGAUGGGCCAGGAAGGCUACAGAGGUGAGGGCUUGUAAUGUCAGAUGGUCCUGGCUUCCAUCAGCCCCUCUUAGUUUCUUCCGCUGGAAGAGAACGUCUGAUCCAAAUUUGGAGAAACCAUAAUCUCAGGACCUAGUGACACUCCCAGCCCUCACACCCACCUGCCCUUAGAUGUCCACAGAGGCUUCAGACUUCCAGAACCUUGCCCUGCACUCACUCCUGCCAGGAGUCCAGUCAGCUUCCCAUUCUGCUGCCAGAGAACAAGUCUGUGUCACUACACUGCUGCUGCAUACCCCUUACCCUUUGGCUAAAGACCAAAUUCCUUAACGUGCCUUCCCAAAUCUGCAAAAUAUCCUUAAUAUGUCGAUGCAAGAUUGGGCCCCUGUUGCCUUCCCAGCCUCCUCUAGAGACAUUCCACCUCCCUUUCUAAGCUUCAGUUACAUCAGCCUUUCUCGCUUGCCAGGCUCCUUCCUGUCUCACUGCCUUCACCCGGACUGCUCUCUCUGCCUGGAACAUUCCUCCUGCCUCCUUUUCCUGGCUUACUCUCACUCAGCCUUCAGAUCUCAGCUCAUGCAUCACUUCCUCAGGGCAGCCCCCGACCCUGACUCAGUUGGGCUCCUGUAUUAUACACGCUUACACUAGCCUGCACUUGGCCCUCAUCGCACGGAUCAUAUUUGUUAAUCGUCAAAUGAUUUACUUAAUAUCUGUCUCUCAAAUUAAACAGUGAACUCCAUGAGGGUAGGGACCAUACCUGUCUUCUUCACCUUGGGAUCCUAGUGAUACCACAGAGCCAGACACAUAGUAGGUGCUUGAACAAUUUCAUUGAAUUAGGGAGGGAGCCUGCGGGAAGAUAGAGAAAAAAGUUUGGAUGGGCCGUGGCAUCCCCAUCCUUCAAGGCUCAGUCUUCCUCAGAUGCCUGGCCCCUCCUGCCACAGCCCCACCAGGACUCCAUCACACCCCACUGUGGCCCCCACUGUGAGACUGUGAGCUCAAGGGUGGGGACCAUAAUCUGUUCACCCGGCUCCCCAGUACCAAGCACAGUGCCUACAUAUAUUUAUCCAAUAAGUGUGAAAUUUUGUCCAAUUUUGUGAUGUUUUUAUGCUUGGUGUAACAUUCCAGCCUGGCUCAAUUAAAUCAGUGUUUCCUUCUCAACCCUUUCACUAAGUGGGACCAAAACAGUCAGCUCUUCUUUUUCUUUUCUUUUCUUUCUUUCUUUUUCUUUUCUUUUUUUUUUUUUUUUUUUUGCCAUGAUGACCCUUAGAGACUGACCUGCACCUGACAUUGUGAGUUAAUUCAAAAGAGAAGCUGGGAGAGAGACACAGAAAGUGAGAAAAGGUUAGGGAGGCAUCGACAAUUCAUUAAGAUGUGAGAAUAGACGCUCCCUGACCCCCUUUUUUAAAGCAAUGAUUGGAGGGGCCUCACUCUCAGCCCCCCCUCCCCAUAGAAGGGACAGAGGGGGCUAGUCAGUGCUGCCCUCUUGUGGUCAGUAGGACCCCAGGGGAAUAUUGUGUAAGUCUAAGCCAGCUCCCGGUCCGGCGCUAGGUGGUGAGAAACAACAUUUGGUCCCCCAAGCAGUGACCUUUGAUGGCUCCCUUCUGCCCAUAAGGGAGUAAGUGAACAUUCCCAAGCCUGGCAUACAAGGCCCAGAACAGUCUUUCAAAGCCUGCCGGCCUCUCCAGCCUCAUCAAGCCCCUUCUGGAUAAGUGAGACAUCAGGAAAGAAGAAGAGAGGCCUCAUUUCCCAGAGAGGGGAAAAAAUGUUUUAACUCUAAGGAAUAUCACAGAACUAUUAAAAGUACAUGAAAUUAUCUGUGGGUCGCGUGAAACAUAAGUCAAGUUCUAUUCAUUUCUUGAGUGCUUUGUGUCAGGCCCUGUUCUGGGCUCGGAGGGCAGGGUGAUGAACAGACAAAUAAGUCCUUGCCCUCAGAAAGUUUCACUCCCAUGAGAAAACAGAGUAAAAGAGGAGAAAUGUGGUUCGAGGUAGUGAUAACGGCCAUGAAGAUACUAAAGAGGGAUAACAGGUUACAGGGUGAUGGAGAGGGCCCUUUUAGAUAGGUGGUCAGGGAAGUCUCUCUGAGGAGGUGAUAUUCUGUGACACUAAAAAAGAAAAGAAAAAGUGAAUAUUUUCAUCAAAGCAGGAAGCAAGAAAGCACAGAAAAUCUGGGAGGUUCAUUUCAGGAACAGACCUGCCAUCAUCAUGCCCAGGAAUUUAUAUCCCAACUCACUUAACAGCACCUGUCCUCACAUACAUACACUUUCUCUGUCUCUCUCCCUUUGUACAUGCUUUUCCCCUUGCCAGCAGGUCCACCUCUUUUCUAUCCAUUAAAAUCUUUUCAAAGCUUUCCUCAUCUUGUCCGUUCCUAGACAAAAUGACCGUUCCAUCACCACCUUGUUUAUACCUCAUCGGGGCACAUAACUGUGGUGCUGAUUGUGUGGGCUCCUAUCUCAAGAGUAGGAGGUUCUGGAAGGCAGGACUCAAGCCUCACUCACGUGUUACCAACACUGACCCCUCACUGGGGCUGGCACAGAGGAAGUGUUCAAUAAAGGUUUGAUUCCGUGGCCCUCAAA